AUGACUAGAGCCAAGAGGCGGACGAUCGUACGCUGGUCCGGUAUGAUCUUUCUUCAUGAUAACUGUCCGCGAUAUUCACUAACUUGCCUCACAAUUUCAGAUGACCUUGACCAGUUACUCCUGUUGACCAUCCAUUAUGUCUGCAGCGCGAAAAACGUCAAGAUACCCUGGGCCGAGGUCGCGCAAGUGAUGGGACACAAUACAAGCGAGGGGGCCAUAGUUCAGCAUCUGGACAAGGCGCGCAAGAAACGAGCUGCAGAAGGAAAGGCGGUGCCUCCGCCUCGCAAGAGAGGCUCUGCCGGGGGUGGCGGGGGUGCUUCGAGAACGAUACAUGCUCCAAUUGCACAAGGACGAAAGGCUCAGAUGCCUGCUCCUGAAAGCUGCGGCAGUUCGGACGAAGAGUGGGUUGAAAACGGGGGCUUGCAGCGCAAGAGGCCGCGUAGGAAGGCCCGAGCAAUCUACGCAGAGCUUCCCAAGCCCGAGUCUGAGGAUUCGGAGGAUAGCGACAGUGAGAUGCUAGUCCCCAACGCAGACUUCCUCCAGCUGCCGAAUGACAGGAAUCAGCCAAAGGGGCAGCGAUCACCAUCGCCGAAGCAAAGCUUAGUUGUGGCUUUGAAAUGA
Molecule: messenger RNA, 621 nt
Organism: Aspergillus calidoustus
Lineage: Eukaryota; Fungi; Ascomycota; Eurotiomycetes; Eurotiales; Aspergillaceae
Source: the annotation of a GenBank genome assembly